AUGUCUCACCUCUUUCCUGUCUGUGGGACAUGUCUCACCUCUGUCCUGUCUGUGGGACAUGUCUCACCUCUGUCCUGUCUGUGGGACAUGUCUCACCUCUGUCCUGUCUGUGGGACAUGUCUCACCUCUGACCUGUCUCUGGGACAUGUCUCACCUCUGACCUGUCUCUGGGACAUGUCUCACCACUGUCCUGUCUGUGGGACAUGUCUCACCUCUGUCCUGUCUGUGGACAUGUCUCACCUCUGUCCUGUCUGUGGACAUGUCUCACCUCUGUCCUGUCUGUGGACAUGUCUCACCUCUGUCCUGUCUGUGGACAUGUCUCACCUCUGUCCUGUCUGUGGACAUGUCUCACCUCUGUCCUGUAUGUGGGACGUGUCUCACCUCUUUCCUGUCUUACGUCUGACCUGUCUCUGGGACAUGUCUUACCUCUGA
Knipowitschia caucasica is the source of this 432-nucleotide messenger RNA. The record is from the annotation of a GenBank genome assembly. Lineage: Eukaryota; Metazoa; Chordata; Actinopteri; Gobiiformes; Gobiidae.